GCCCAUCCGCCUAAACAGCUAACUUCCUGGUCUCUGCGGGCCUCCUCGAGGGUAGCAGGCCUCCUGGCUGCGAACCCCAGAGCCAUGGGGCGGGAUGCCAUCCUGGACGCUCUUGAAAACUUGACAGCUGAAGAGCUCAAAAAGUUCAAGAUGAAGCUGCUGUCAGUGCCACUGCGAGAGGGCUAUGGACGCAUCCCACGAGGGACCCUGUUGCCGAUGGACGCCAUAGACCUCACUGACAAGCUUGUCAGCUUCUACCUGGAGGCUUAUGCCAUGGAGCUCACAAUGACUGUGCUUAGAGAGAUGGGCAUGCAGGAGCUGGCUAAGCAGCUGCAAACGGUCAUUCAGAAAGACUCUAAAGCUGUGGCGGCUGCAACCAGUGCCCCUCCUCAAAGGGCAGCAGGAGCAGCACAUUUCGUUGACCGGCACCGGCAAGCACUCAUUGCCAGAGUCACAGACAUCGAUGGCGUGCUGGAUGCCCUGUAUGGCUGUGUGCUGACUGAAGACCAGUACCAGGCAGUUCGAGCAGAGACCACCAAUCCAAACAAGAUGAGGAAGCUCUUCAGCUUCUCUCCAGCCUGGGACCUGACCUGCAAGGACUUGCUCCUCAAGGUCCUGAAGGAAAGGCUGCCCUACUUGGUGGCCGACCUGGAGCAGAGCUGAGGUAUUUUCUCCAGCCACAGCCCCUACCCAUCUAGCUCCUAACUUUGUAUACACAAUUAAAAUUAAAAAGUUUGUAUUUGUGUUUUCUCUA
Mesocricetus auratus (golden hamster) is the source of this 754-nucleotide messenger RNA. Its product is annotated as apoptosis-associated speck-like protein containing a CARD. The record is from RefSeq and is a predicted model, not a curated record. The coding region runs from base 85 to 663 and encodes 192 amino acids. Gene Ontology annotation, biological process: innate immune response; inflammatory response; regulation of apoptotic process. The transcript is spliced from 3 exons. NCBI's taxonomy places the organism in Eukaryota, Metazoa, Chordata, Mammalia, Rodentia, Cricetidae.